AUCACAUGUUGAAUGGAUCCGUGGUUUUGUGAUUGUUUAUUAUACCUUGUAAAUUAAGUUAUUUAAGAAUUAAACCUUUACUGCAAAUAAUUUGCCGAAACGGUAUUCCUCACACUUUUCAAAUAUGUCUAGUAAUUUAAACAUUAUGUAUCUUUGUAAUUUUGAUACGCGUGCUGUUAAUUUUGAUAGUGAGACAUUAAAGAAAUUAUGGACUGGGAAUUGGAAUAUAGAAGAAACUGAAAUAUGCAAACAGUUAUUUUCCUAUAAACUUGAAAAUGAUACCUUAUUGGAGAUAUUACAAAAAUAUUCGGACGAUAGUUUUACUGAAAAAAUAUUGGAUAUAGCUAUCAGUGCAUUUCUUACUUAUUGUAAUAGUAACUGGAGCACUGUUUCCAAGAACAUAGAACUUGAAGAAUACUUCGGAACAGUAUGGCCUAAAGAUGUUGAUGUACAUACAAAACUCCAAUGUGACUCAGAACCAAUAUGUUCAAAUAUUUUGUAUCCAGAAUUAUUGUAUUUUUCAUCACAAAUAUUCAACACCCUCUAUACUAUAGAUCAAGACCUGGUGUACCUAUGGUGGAUGUUCCGUAUCAAAGUGAUGCAUCAAAGAGCAUUAGAAGAGACCAGCGCCAGUCUUUUUAAUGACUUAGAGAUUAUAAUAGCAAAGUUAUGUAAUGAAUCACAAAAAUUGGAUCAUCGGAUAAAAGUUUUAUUAUUCAUAGAAAUAGCACAGGCAUAUCUAAUUUACGGCAGAAUACAAAAGGUUGAGGAGUAUUUAGUUAAAGCUAAAGAGCUUGCGGGCUUAAAAUUAGAAUUAACAGGUGUCUUAGGAAAACGUACCAAAUAUCAACAGAAUGUAUUGCCGCAGUUAGCAUUAACAAGUGAGUUAGAUGCAAAUGUAAUGCGUGAUUCAGCGGAGAUGAGCCAUGGUGAUUCAGAACUCCCGCCUGAUGUAGAGUUGCAGGAUGAUUUGAGAUUAAACAAGAUACAUUUUGUGGAAACAAUCAAUCAGAUAGAAUUACCUAGCUUGGAGCAGACAUUGUGUUUACUUACCGUCCAAUACAUACAGAAAUCACAACCUAAAGAUGAUUUAUUGACAGAGGAACUCCAGCCGUACAUAUCUGCGAUACUCUCGCAGCAGAAAGGUCCAUGGUCCACUCGUGUAGCGGCACUGCUCAUCCGGUGUAAACUGGAAGCUAAUCACAAACGCACGGUGGAGCGCUCCAUGAUGCAAUGUGAGACUAUAGUGAAUGACAAAACUGAUGUAUCGGCUACAACCAGAUUGUCGUACGUGUGGGCGAGUGGCAUGCCGAUGUCGUGGUGUUGGCGGCAGCAGCUGGGCGAGCUGUACGUGGGCGCGGGGCUGGUGAAGGCCGCGCUGGAGCAGUUCCAGCGGCUGCGGCUGUGGGAGGACGUGGUGCUCUGCUACACAUUGCUGCAGCUGCGACACAAGGCAGCAGAAGUAAUCCAGCAGCAAAUAGACAUAAAACCAACUGUCAAAUUAUAUUGUCUUUUAGGUGAUGCGACUGAUGAUGUGUCUUGUUAUGAAAAGGCGUGGGAGUUUUCUAAUCAUAAAAGCAGUCGCGCGCAAAGACAUUGGGGCAAUUUCCUUUUUAAUCAGAAGAAAUAUGAAGAAUGUAUCCCACAUUAUGAGAAAUCAGUUGAAAUCAACUCUAUACAGGAAAGUGUGUGGGCUAGAUUAGGUUACGCGGCUCUGUUGACCGAACAGUGGGAAUUGUCGGGCAAGGCAUACCGCCGCUACACCUACCUACACCCUAACACAUUCGAGGCGUGGAACAACCUCGCUAAGGUGUACGUGCAGCAAGGGGACAAGCAGAGAGCUUACAAAUGUCUCAUGGAAUCUCUGCGUUAUAACUACGACAACUGGAAGUUGUGGGAGAACAUAGUAUUGGUGAGUAUGGAGACGGGGCACGUGGAGGAGGUGGUGCGAGGAGUGCAUCGUCUGCUGGACCUGCGCGGAAAGUACGAAGACCUUCAGGUCUUGACUUUGCUCGUGCACACCAUCCUACACAGACAGGGCCUCGGAGACGACGAUAGCGAGGCUAGAUUACGAAAACGAGCCCUCGAACUGUUUGGCAGAAUCACUUCUAUACAUCAGAACAAACCAGAAAUAUGGCAAUUGUAUUCCGAUCUAAGUACAACUUAUUUGCUUAAAGCACAACGACUGUUAAAAGCUUACAAAGGCUACACUCAAAGUGGUGACUGGCCAAAUAAUCCGGAAACCUGUAUAAAAGUAAUGGAGUUAACACAAAACCUUUUAGAACACAGUUUAAAAGCAAGACAGGAGGUAGAAGAUAAUGAAAAACUACAAGCGGAGCAACAAUUAUCUUCUGCUCGCUUGACCGGACAGGCCGUCAUACGUGCUGUGGAGAAACAAGACUGGCCGGAAACUAAAACGCUAUUAGAAGAAUUAAAAAAUAUUUUUAAUACUGUUACAGAUUAUAUAAAAUCCAUAAUGUAAAUAAUAAAUAUUGUUUA
Papilio polytes (common Mormon) is the source of this 2499-nucleotide messenger RNA. Its product is annotated as tetratricopeptide repeat protein 27. The record is from RefSeq and is a predicted model, not a curated record. Bases 125 to 2482 code for a protein of 785 amino acids. Lineage: Eukaryota; Metazoa; Arthropoda; Insecta; Lepidoptera; Papilionidae. Gene Ontology annotation, molecular function: protein binding. The transcript has 12 exons.